AAAGAACGCACGAGGAGCAUGUGGGCACUGGGCAGAAUUUCCGGAACCGCCGUUAGCUGCCGUCGUCAACGUCGAAGCUGCGAUAGAGUUGGGUAACAGGGGGGUACUUACUGCUCUCUGCGGCGAGGAGGCGGACGAGGGCGACUGGGCGAGGCAAAUCGACUAGUUGCGAGCUCCAGAUCUCUCGAAUCGGUGUCUGGGAAGUCAUCUCAGUCAAUGGGCAAGGAAGUUCCAGGAACCUCAACCAAUCAAGAAAGAGAUUUUGUCACCACUCAUGUGCCCAACGGAAAAAAUGAUCAGAUUAGUCAUAAACCUCCCAUAGUUGCUGUGUCAGGCCAUGCCACUGAUAAUCGAGAUGGUGCAAACUCUACUCGUAAUGGAAAUUUAAGUUUUGAUCAGGACACUCCAGAAAGGAAAUAUGAUGAACAGAACUCAUUCAAUCAAAAGACAGCAGAAUCAGAUUCUGCUAAUGCAGCUGUACAACCAAACCACAAUGUUCCUCAGACAGUUCCUAGUGCAAAUGAAAAGCCUACUUCAUGUGAAAACCAUGUUUUUGUUGCUGGAGUGGCUGCUAAUGGAGAUAAACAUCCUAAUGUGAAUGCACUGUCACCAAACAUCCAAAAGAAGGAUCAGAGGCACUUAAUGCUCUCAUCCAAGGAACCACUGCAUCCUGAUAACACCAUGCAACUAGAAGAAGAGGAUUCCUGUUCAAUAACUUCUUCUACCACACAGUCUCCAAAAAAUUUGAGAACACAUAUUACUGUGGCAAUUGCCCCUACAUUCAAAUGCAGUGAACGCGCAGAGAGGCGUAAGGAGUUCUACACGAAAUUAGAAGAGAAACACCAGGCUCUGGAAGCAGAGAAGCUGGAAUAUGAAGCUAGGACCAGGGAAGAACAAGAGGCAGCACUCAAGCAACUAAGGAAGAAUAUGACUUUCAAAGCAAACCCAAUGCCUAGCUUCUACCAUGAUGGGCCUCCACCGAAGAUUGAAUUAAAGAAGGUACCACCAACUAGAGCUAAAUCACCCAAACUCGGUCGAAGGAAGGGCUGUGGUGAUGCAAGUGCAACUAAGCUGACUGACGAAGAUGGUUCCAGAAAAGUCUGCGGUCGGCUUCAGCGUCAUAGCUUGGGUACUUCGAAGGAUGCUACAAACACGUUACGAAACAGUCCCAAUAACCGAAAUGUAACUAAAGGCGGUGAAGGGGCUAAAUCCAAUAAAGAGAAGUUUAAGCCUCAUGCUGAAAUAGUUAAGGUUCCCAUCAAAGACUCAAAGCCACGUGCCGAUGAAGCAGCUCCUCCAGAUAUAAAUGGAACCAUUGUGCAGGCCUGAUGCGUAUGAACUUUUGGUCUUUCGUAAUAAUUUGUUCAAAAUGUGUUAGUGGAUUUGAGUUAUAUGCAUAAAUUUUGUAUUUGUGCAAACUGCUUGAGUUGGCCGCUCUUAGUGACAUCGAGCAUGUUUCAUUUUACGAGGCUGAAUUUGGUUAAUAUUAAAUGGGCAAUCUGUAUGUUCAACAUUUAUUCCCUUAUGCCGGAUGAUGUAUCGUGUACGACUGUGAGCAAUGUGCAUAUAUGACAUUGUCAACUCGAUUUUAUUAUUAAAAA
Zingiber officinale is the source of this 1601-nucleotide messenger RNA. Its product is annotated as protein WVD2-like 1. The record is from RefSeq and is a predicted model, not a curated record. The transcript has 7 exons. The coding region runs from base 217 to 1329 and encodes 370 amino acids. NCBI's taxonomy places the organism in Eukaryota, Viridiplantae, Streptophyta, Magnoliopsida, Zingiberales, Zingiberaceae. Gene Ontology annotation, biological process: microtubule cytoskeleton organization. Gene Ontology annotation, molecular function: microtubule binding.